AUGGCUGAUAACACUCGUCUACGAGAUAUCACAAACCGCAUCGAAGUUCUGGAACAACAAUCCCAUCGCCUAGAUCUGUUGGAGCAACAACUUCGCUCGGCUGAACUGGUACAGGAACAACAAUUCCUGGGUCUUCAGGAAUCGAAUGCUCAACUUCAUGAGUCACAAGCUCAAAUACAGCAGGUCCUCCACAGGUUAAUCGAUAACAAUCCUCGAUAUGGAAUUUUGGGUUCUGGACCAGGGUCCACCUCUACGAAAACCAACGCAGAUGUGAGUAAACCUCAUGCUAUUAAGCUACUUUUCCCUCGUUUUAUUGCGGGUGACCCCACAUCUUGGUUAUUUGCUGUGGAUAAGUACUGCCAAUAUUAUAAUAUUUCUGAGGAAGAUCGUUUACUCAUUGCUUCAUUUCACUUGGAUGACCCUGCCGCUUGUUGGUUUCGGGGCCUUAGUGAAGAAGGCUUGCUACCCACUUGGUCGGUGUUUGUUACUGCCCUUCUUAGACGAUUUGGUCCCUCUGAAUUUGAUGAACCGAUUGGUGCUUUGGCUAAGUUACAGCAAUUUGGAUCUGUGGUGAAUUAUCAAUCCAAUUUUGAGGUUGCUGCCAGUAAGGUUCCGGGGCUAUCAGCCACUUUGAAGCGUGGUUUAUUCAUUUUCGGUCUCAAACCCCACAUUAGACGCUCAGUUCUCACUCAACGUCUUGGGGAUUGGCAUGACGCUUUGGCACUAGCGCGAGUUUUUGAGGAUCAGUAUGCUGAGGAAGAACCUAACCGCCAUUGGUUUAACAAACCCAACCCUACCUCCCACACAUCCCCAACAUACCAAAUUUCCCCACCCCAUAAACCUCCAAUUCCGUUGACCAUUACCAACACUCCUCAUAACAAACCAGUCCCAGCCAUCCCAAUUUGUUGCUUAUCACAAGCUAAGAUGCAGGUGAAGCGAGACAAAGGCCUUUGUUUCAAUCGUGAUGAAAAGUUCACCUAUGGUCAUAGGUGUAAGGCACGGGCAUCCUUGUUGUACUUGGAAGGGUACGAGGAAGAGGAUCCACCUGAUACCCCUGACCCACCUAUUACCUCAGACUCUCCUAUUGAUUCUACGGAGAACAUAACUGAAAUAAGUUUUAAUGCAUUGUUUGGUACCUACUCCUCUAAAUCAUUCCGCUUAACUGGGACCAUACUGGGACAAGCUGUGCAAAUCCUCAUUGAUGGAGGGAGCACUCAAAAUUUCAUUACUCCCCGUAUAGCCAACCAUUUGCAUUUAACACUUCUGGCUAUCCAGCCAUUUAAAGUUCAUGUGGGAAAUAGGGACUCGCUCACAUGUGCAGCUCUUUGCCAAUCUGUCCCAGUCGACAUUCAGGGUCACCAAUUCAAGAUGGAUUUGUUUGUCCUUGAGUUACAAGGAGCGGAUACAGUGCUUGGCGUCCAGUGGUUAGCUAGCUUGGGCCCAAUUUUGACAGAUUAUAAUCUGUUGACAAUGGGUUUCUCCCAUAAUGAUACCAAUGUGGUUUUACAGGGUGAUCAACGCAUUCAAGCGAGUUUGAUCACGACAUCCCAACUCCAGAAAUUAAUCACUCAGAAUUCCCUAGAAUCCUCUUUUAUGUGUCUGGCUACCGACCCGGUUUUAUUUCCACUUUCCCCAAUACAUUCGUCAGACAGCUCCCAUACUAUACCCUGGCCCAAUGAGAUCCAAACAUUAUUGGAUCAGUUUCCUACAGUUUUUGCAGUUCCCACCUCCUUACCACCAGACCGUUCUACAAAUCACUGUAUCCCAUUACAGCCAAAUACAAAGCUUGUCCAGGUCUGUCCUUACAGAUAUCCCCAUUUCCAGAAAAACGAAAUGGAGAAAUUAGUUUCUGAGAUGCUACAAAAUGGCAUGAUUCAGCCUAGCAACUCGGCCUUUAGCUCCCCAGUGCUGCUUGUUAAAAAAAAGGAUGGCACGUGGCAUUUCUGCGUUGAUUACCGUGCCUUGAAUGCAGUUAUCGUGCAAGACAAAUUUCCAAUCCCAAUGAUUGAUGCGUUAAUGGAUGAGCUAUAUGGUGCAACUGUUUUUUCCAAAUUGGAUCUCCGAUAUGGUUAUCACCAGAUUAAAAUGCACCCAGCUGAUAUCCACAAAACAACAUUUCGCACACACCAAGGCCACUACGAAUUUUUGGUGAUGCCCUUCGGUUUGUCGAAUGCACCAUCAUCCUUCCAGGCUACAAUGAAUCAGGUCUUUUCUGCCUUCUUACGUCGUUUUGUGGUGAUAUUUUUUGAUGAUAUUUUGGUGUACAGCUCUUGCCUUCAGGAACACCUUGGCCAUUUACAACAGGUCUUGAGCACAUUGCAAACUCACUGCUUCUUUGCUAAGCUCUCCAAGUGUUUAUUUGGCCAAUCCUCACUUCAGUUCUUGGGCCACACCAUCUCGGGUGAAGGGGUACAACUGGAUCCAAGCAAAAUCCAGGCGAUCAUCAACUGGCCCACCCCAAUGUCUGCUACCCAAGUUCGAGCCUUCUUAGGCCUUUUCGGUUACUAUCGACGUUUCAUACGUCAUUAUGCUUCUAUUGCUGCUCUUUUAACCGAUCUGUUGACCAAGGACGGUUUUGUUUGGUCCCCCACAACAGCAGACGCUUUCUAUCAACUCAAAGCUCCACUCACCACAACCCCCUAUUCUGGCACUCCCAAAUUUCAAAGCACCUUUUGUGGUUGA
Molecule: messenger RNA, 2682 nt
Organism: Gastrolobium bilobum
Lineage: Eukaryota; Viridiplantae; Streptophyta; Magnoliopsida; Fabales; Fabaceae
Exons: 1
Coding region: 1-2682 (893 amino acids)
Source: RefSeq, a predicted model, not a curated record